Messenger RNA from Manduca sexta (tobacco hornworm), 1990 nucleotides. Its product is annotated as putative transporter SVOPL. Gene Ontology annotation, biological process: transmembrane transport. Bases 390 to 1928 code for a protein of 512 amino acids. The transcript has 12 exons. Lineage: Eukaryota; Metazoa; Arthropoda; Insecta; Lepidoptera; Sphingidae. The record is from RefSeq and is a predicted model, not a curated record. Gene Ontology annotation, molecular function: transmembrane transporter activity.
GGGAUCCAAAUUCUUAUCCUAGACUAAUGAUAUCCAAAAAGUGCAUCGAAUCCAAGAUUUUCCAAACCACUGCCUAUAUAGGCUAACUCUAGACCAAGAAAACGAGAAGUAAAACAGUAUCGAUGCCAUGCACAUGCACAUUGCCAAAUAGAUACAUCAAGGAUCUUGCACCACGCGAGUAAUAACAAAACCAUUAAAUUAAAACAAGCUAUUUCAGAGUUGUAUUAAUUUCGCAAACGAAAACAAUCAGGAUCGGCGAAUGAAAACGCACUAACCACAGAAAACAAGACAGAAGUGUGUUGACUCGCUUUCUUCAGUGCUGUCUUGUCACUCAACACCACCGGUGGUUUCAAUGUGCGGGUAGUAAUUAGUGUAAAUAAGUGAUCAGAAUGGAACGAAAAAUUAAAAGUGUAACCGGCGAUAUUGACGAACGAUCUCAAUAUGCAUCUGAUUUGGAUCAGGCUUUAGCCGUAGCAGGUAUCGGCUGGUACAACAUAAAGUUUUGCCUGGUCCUGGCAUUGUUCUUAAUAGCAGCUAUUGUAGAGCCAGUUGGAUAUUCGUUUGUACUGCCGUCGGCAAUAUGUGAUCUCCAAAUGACCAAUUCUCAGAGAGGUUUCAUAUCAUCGAUACCUUAUAUUGGUGUCGUACUAAUGUCGUUCCCGUGGGGCUAUUUAGUGGACACACAAGGCAGAAAACGUAUGAUCAUAUACAGUUCGCUGGCAACUGGAACUUUGGGAAUAGCAGCUGGUUUCAUGCCCAACCUUAUCAGUUUCACUAUUUUCAAAUUCCUGACGUCAUUAUGUAUAGCCUGUCCGGCAGCCGUUCCGUACACAUACAUAGGAGAAAUACUACCUCAACAAUACAGAGACAUUACUCUUUCAGUCACAAAUGCAAUGCAAAUAUUGGGAUCUGCAUUAGUACCACUGCUGGCGUGGGGCAUACUACCACUAGACUUCAGAGUCGAUUUCGGAGCAUAUUAUUUUCGCGCUUGGAGACUGCUAGUAAUUGUAUACGCAAGCUUCUUCAUAAUAGCAGCUGUUUUAAUGUGUUUUGCUCCGGAAAGUCCGAAAUACCUUGUUUCCCAAGGGAGACGCGAUGAGGCUCUAAAAGUAUUAAGGGUUAUAUACGCAAGGAACAAAGGAAAAUCCCCUGACGAAUACCCAAUAAAGCACUUGUCUGAUAGUGAUAGCGGGCGAAGCAAAGGCAGCUUCAUAAACUCACUCAAAGAACAAACUUCACCUCUGCUCAAAGCACCGUAUCUGAAAUGGUUAUCGCUUAAUGGAUUCUUGUUGUUUGGUAUUUUCUCAGUAUUAAACGGAUUAUACGUGUGGGUGCCAGAUGUUUUAAACAGAGUUAUGACUGGAAGUGGAGAGGAUAUGACUGCCUGCGACGUUAUUGCACAGAGAUUGAAUGAGACCGCUUCAGCUCCAGAAUCAGAAUGCAUCGACACAAUAGAUCCAAUAACAUUCAAAAUAAAUACAAUAGCAAACGUGUGUUGUGCUGUCAUCGCUGUAGCAGUCAGCAGCUCCGUCAAGUUCGUCGGAAAGAAGAAUCUGUUGAUCAUAAUAUUCUUUCUUAUCGGCACUUUCUGUGUACUCAUUAAUUUUAUCACUGAAAAUUUAAUAUUCGCGGUGCUUUUGUCCUCGUUUCCAGUAAUGGGACUUGGAAUUGGCCCUGUAAAUGCGUACGCUGUCGAAAUUUUUCCGACACAUUUGAGGGGCAUGGCUGUGAGUUUAAGUAUGAUGUUGGGUCGCUUGGGAUCGGUAAUCGGUACAAAUGUAGCUGGUUUGUUGCUCAAUGCGGCGUGUGAAGCGACAUUCUAUAUUUUUGGCGGACUAUUGAUACUCUGUGGCUUCUUCUCGAUACUGCUUCCAAGAUCAAAUACAGCGCCAUCGAAACCUAAAAACUUGAUUAUUAGUCGAUUAUAAUAAAUUUUAUUAUUUAAAUGUCUAGCUGUAACGUUAUAUUAAAUUAUGUAAUUUUUUAAGAA